Molecule: messenger RNA, 4890 nt
Organism: Ictalurus punctatus (channel catfish)
Lineage: Eukaryota; Metazoa; Chordata; Actinopteri; Siluriformes; Ictaluridae
Gene: oca2
Product: oculocutaneous albinism II
Exons: 24
Coding region: 453-2924 (823 amino acids)
Biological process (GO): melanocyte differentiation; transmembrane transport; melanin biosynthetic process
Cellular component (GO): melanosome membrane
Source: RefSeq, a predicted model, not a curated record
UUAAUUAGCCGUAUUCAUAGUCAUGUCAGUGGAAGGUCCUCAGAAGGAGAGUAAUAGUGAGUAUUCCAGAGAUAACGGGCCAUCCUCCACCCUCACGGCGGACGCUUCUGCUCUGGUUCCUCCCUCUUUCUUCAGAUGAAGGUUCACUCACAUAGCUCUCUCUUCUUCUCCUUUCCGUCUCCAGCACCUUCAUCACCUCCCUAAUUCCUCCUCCUCUUUAUCCUCUUCAUCCUUCUUCCUCCUCCUCAGCCUCCGCUGCUCAGGAAAACCCCAGGCCACUGUUCCACCGUUCCAGCGCGGAGCACGUCUGAUCAUCAGAGCGCUGUCAUAUUCAGCUUUUUCCCCUCAGUGCAAAAAAUUUCCACGGAGACGUUCAUUUAAUCCUUCGUAACAUUACUGAAUCCGUCAUCAUCAUCGCCAUCAUCGCCAUCACAUCCAUCAUUUUCACAAGGAUGUAUCUGGAGAAUAAGAGCAAUUUGGAGAUGGAGAUGGCUCAGACGGGAGCUCAGGGCCAUCAGAAGUCUGAGGCUGUGGCGGGAAAUUUUGAUGAGCUGUGUCUCUUGGAAGGAUUUUCCAAGAGGAUAAAGACGCAGAAGCUGCUGCAGGCCGCCGCCGUGCCACCGGGACACCAUAUCAUCUACACCGACCACCAGGAGCACAGGCAAAACUUCAGCAUGGUGAACUUGCUGAGAGGAAAGACGAGUCACACUGAGAGAUCACCACUGCUCCGCAUCACUCAGGAUGAUGGUUUAACAUACAUGACCCUGCGUGACCCCGGCUUUAGCCCCAGAGACGAGUCGUGGGAUGGAAGCUCGGCGGAGUUGGAGCGGAGAUGUCGACUGGGGAGUGAGGUGACCAGUCUGUCCCGUUCACUGUCCACUGAUAAAACUGAGAACAACUUCAAACUCUCCUCCAACCUCAGAAACUGUUUUAGAGUCACGAAACUCGUGACCAUCUUCAUCAUUGUGGUUCUCUGUACACUGUUGUUCAGCAUGUUUCCUGAUCGAGACCGUCCCUGGAGGAUGCUGGCCGUCUCGUCCACUUCAAGUUUCUCCAUGAACUUGACGAAUUUCCGGGAAAAUGCCUUGUUGAAGCUUCAGGUGGGCGGUCCAUUUCAGCGUGGGAUCGAGGACAUUCAUGCACAGGAGUACGUCGUGGUACAGGUAGAGCAGACGGCAGAGAUAUCGGCCCGCAGGAAACGAGUGCAACAGGUGUUUUAUAACUGGACUAUACCUUUACAUUCCAAAAGGAGUGACCAGAUUCUCAAAACGAGGACCUUCGCGAUGCUUAAUGGAGCUCCAAUCCAGAUUAACGUGCAGGCCUUCCUGCGGGACAAUCAGGUGGUUCCUCUGUCCAUGACUCACCAGGCGCUUUCUCUUCGAGUGGAAACUCAGGUGCUCAUCGCUGGACUUAUCCUGGCUGGAGUUUAUGUGUUGAUCAUUUUCGAGAUCGUACACCGUACCCUGGCGGCCAUGUUGGGAUCUCUGGCCGCUCUGGCAGCUCUCGCCUACAUCGGAGACAGGCCCAGUCUGAUGACGGUUGUAGAGUGGAUCGACUUUGAAACGCUAGCCUUGUUAUUUGGCAUGAUGAUUUUGGUGGCCAUUUUUUCAGACACUGGCUUCUUCGAUUAUUGUGCGGUUAAGGCGUACCAGUUGUCCAGAGGGAGAGUUUGGCCGAUGAUCAUCAUCCUGUGUCUCAUCGCUGCCAUUCUGUCUGCGUUCCUCGACAACGUGACCACCAUGAUGCUCUUCACUCCCGUCACCAUCAGGUUAUGCGAGGUGCUGAAUUUAGACCCCAGGCAUGUCCUGAUUGCGGAGGUCAUCUUCACCAACAUCGGAGGAGCUGCGACCGCGGUCGGAGAUCCCCCCAACGUCAUCAUCGUCUCCAACCAGGACCUGCGCAAAAAGGGACUGGAUUUUGCUGCGUUUACAGGAUACAUGUUCCUGGGCAUCUGCCUAGUGCUGCUGACCUCCUUUCCCUUUCUGAGGAUCCUCUACUGGAAUAAGAAACUCUACAACAAAGAGUCCAGCGAGAUUAUGGAGCUGAAACACGAGAUUCUGGUGUGGAGACAGACGGCGCAGAGGAUCAACCCCGCCAGCCGAGAGGAGACUGCUGUCAAGUGUCUUCUCAUGCAGAAGGUUCUCAACCUGGAGAGUCUCCUGCGCAAGAAGCUCCAGACCUUCCAGAGGCAAAUAUCCCAAGAGGACAAAAACUGGGAGAGCAACAUCCAGGAGCUACAGAAAACGCACAGAAUCACAGAUAAAGUCCUGCUGGUGAAAUGUGCUUCGGUGCUCUCCAUAGUCAUCUUCAUGUUCUUCCUGAACUCCUUUGUCGCUGGGAUUCAUCUGGAGCUUGGUUGGAUCGCAGUCUUGGGUGCUCUGUGGCUGCUCAUUCUGGCAGAUAUCCAGGACUUCGAGAUCAUCCUGCACAGAGUGGAGUGGGCCACGCUGCUCUUCUUCGCCUCACUGUUCGUGCUCAUGGAGGCUUUGGCGCAGUUACAGUUGAUCGACUACAUCGGAGCCCAGACAGCGGCGUUAAUUAAAGCUGUACCAGAGGGCGAGCGUCUGGCCAUCGCCAUCAUCCUGGUCAUGUGGGUCUCGGCUUUGGCUUCUUCACUCAUAGACAACAUUCCUUUUACUGCUACCAUGAUUCCAGUGCUGAUCAACCUGAGCCAGGACGACGACGUGAACCUGCCGGUCAAACCUCUCAUCUUCGCUUUGGCCAUGGGAGCGUGUUUAGGAGGUAACGGGACACUGAUCGGUGCGUCGGCGAACGUCGUGUGCGCUGGAAUCGCCGAACAGCACGGAUACGGAUUCUCCUUCAUGGAAUUCUUCAGGUUGGGUUUCCCUAUGAUGAUGAUGACGUGUACGAUAGGCAUGUGCUACCUGCUGGCGACUCACAUAGGACUGGGCUGGAACAUCUAAACUUGCGUGACCGUACGAGUGACUCGUGACAGUGUGUGACUUCUGAGGCUGAUGAUGAUGAUGAUGAUGAUGAUGAGGAGGAGGAGGAGGAAAACAUUCCAGUCCAUACUUUCCGAAAGCCCAGUGCAUCCUGCUGCAAAGAUGUGAUAAAUCAUUGGAACAAGGGAACGCCUGCGGUGUUUUUCCACUGUUUUAUGGUGCUAUUGCCAUCUUUAGUGUUAUCUCUACUGUAAUCUGCUUGGUGGGAGGAGUUUCGGUAUGUUUGUUUACGCAGUAACACUUUAUUUGAGCCCCGCCCAUCUUUCGUUUUAUUUUUUUUGUUCUGAUGAGAAGCAGUACUACGUAUAUAUAUGUAUAGCUUCUAAAAUUAACUAGUCAAACGCAGCUGUUUGAUUUAUGUGCUAACAACUAACUGUACUAGCUAGCCCUAGCGUGAACGCUAGCGUGUUAAACUGACAUAAUCAUGUCAUAACCUUGCCAUGACAGAUGACAUACCUUACCAGACGCAUUUUAUGUCCAUGGUUACGAUUAAUCGUCAUGAUGUAACGUGCUUUAAUCCGUCCGUACAGGAUUUCGCAGCGUUUUUUUGUUUGUUGUAGUUUUAUUGUGGAAAACUACUUUGAGUUGGUGAAAUCGCAUUUGUUUCACGGUGAUGUUUGUUGGUAAACGUGACCUUUUAGCUGUACUCAUUUUCCACAAUGCGCAUUGUGAUGACGUGACAUCCCACGUCUUGGCCCAAAUCCGGGGAACUUUGAAAAUGUCCAACAUUGUAGAUUUUCCCAGAUUCCUAGAAACUCCUCUGUCCUGAAGACAUGGGAAAAACGACAGCUUUUCCUCUGACGGUUACACAGCGCUGACACCUUCCAUAAAUGUUCGAAAUCGUUGGUAUCGUGAAGCCUUAACGAACGAGCUGUCGCUAUAGAAACGAUAACGCGUCACGUUGAUUAAAACGCAACCUGUGAUUUCUAGCUCCGCCAAAACUAAUCAACACCUUCUGACCAAUCAGAAUCCAGAGCUGAUGUUAGCGUGAAAUAUAACACGGCAGUUGUUUUUCAUAAUAAGCGCAUAUUGUAACAUCUGGCAUUAAAUGGACGCUAAUUAGCAAACGCGGGCGAAAAGAUCACGCGACGAGCCGUUAUUACCUCAGAAUAUUGUUACGAGAGUUACUCAAGAACUUAUGAUUGUACGUGAUGUUUUCUCUGACACGUUGAUGACACGGUUAUUCCAGUCUUACGACACAGGGUUCGAGUAAAGACUUACUGAUGACACUUGUCAAUCAGAUUGUCUUAUAAUUUUUUUAAAAAAAAAGCAAAGUUCCUUUAACUGUAAUGGUCUGGAAAAUCAUUUUUGAUCCGUUUCAGUUAUAUUUGUUGUUCAGGCGCUGUAACAUCUGAUGAAAGGGAUUUUCAUACGUGCCUGACCCGGAAAAUAAUCAAGCUGUCCUGUGUAGAUGUGUGAUGAGUUAUACGUAAUAUUACAAACACAUUAUGGGAAAUUCGACAUUUUUUGGUGCAGGAUUAAUAGACAUGGUGCGUUUUUACUUCUGUACUCUAAUCCCAGCCGACAGAGGAGGAUAAAAUAACACGAUACGAUCUGCGGAUAAUAUUCCGUGUCUUUGUUUUGGAACAGUCGUUAACUUUUCCUCGAUAUGGACGACUUUAAUUACGGCAGGUUUAAUGAAACUCGUAGCUCAUCAAAUAGACCUGAACCUCAUUUCAUUUUUUCUUUGUUAAUUCAAAUUAGCUACAUUUAUGUACUUUAGAUUUCUCAAUAGCCGUGAGCAGGAAUAUAAUUCUCCGUGUUUCCUUUCGCCACACAUGUUACAGAGAGAUGAUCCGCCUUUAACAUAUCUCUGGUAAACUGUUAUACUAUUAUAGACUAAUAUGUGUUUUUUUUUUAUCCUGUAAUCAUAUACUGGAGCUGAUAAUAACUGUAAAUUAAACUCUACAUACACUGUACUGUCAAA